AUGGCUCUAUGCAUCCAACCCACCGAACUCAACCGGCUGAACAUGGAGACAAUUGACAAAGUUGAAAGUAUGAAAGGCUAUAACAGCUCAACAGACGAUGACGAUGAGGAUGAAGAACCCCAACCUCCCCCAAACAUACGCAGAAAGGUGUCAUUUGCAGAUGCUUUUGGUCUGAAUUUGGUUUCGGUGAAGGAAUUUGACAAUGCAGAUACAGCAGAUUCGGACACAAGCCUGAGCUGCGAGUGGGAGGAGGUCAUUUCCACUGAGGACUUUUACAUGUGCUGCUUGUUUACAGUCCCAGCAACCCCCGAAGAGCUAGAAAGGAAAGUCCAGAUGCAAAUGCUGGAACUAGAAAGCAUUGAGCUUCUCCCCAAAACGACAACUCUCCGUGGGAUCGUGCGCGUGUUGAACAAGGUAAAAGAGAAUGAGUCUCCGGUUCAAGAUGAAAGCUGUGAUUGUAAGAGCAAGAAAAGCUGUCUCAAAGUCAACAGGAGAGAGAGUGCAGAGGAGCAGAUCAAAGACACACUAAAUGCAGCUACACACGAUACAGAGUGCACGCGUAAAACGGACAUGUCUGACCAAACCUGUAGAGCAAAGUCAUCACUGCAUCUUGAAGAAAACACAAAUACUGUGGAGAGCAUAAAAAGCCGCCACAGAGCAGUGCGUUCUGCACGUGCUCUGGACCCCUGUCCCCAGAGGACAUAUCCACAUGACUCACACCAGCGGCAAAAGGGCUCGCAGCCAAUUUCAUCUGCGCACUGUAACUCGAGCGGCCCACUCCGUCAGAGUAAUAAAGCACAAACUAAAAACAUGCAGGUCCACACGUAUCAUCAGAUUCCAACACUUGACUGGAGUGGGAAUGACGAUGUGGACAAGCUGUGGACAGAAAGACCUAAAAUUACCAUGUCAGAAUCACCAGUGGUAGAUGCAGCUGCAGUAUACAAUAUGUGGGAAACCUUUGCUAAUGGGAUAGAAGGAACUAUAGAACCUUCUGUGUUUGAUGCAUGGCAGGUUUUUUUAAACAGCCCUGGCUUUGUGACACAAUCUGAUGUCUCGGCGUCGUGCCAGCCGAUGUCUCCGUCAAAUGAUGAAAAUACCCUCGCACAACACGAACCUAGCAAGCAGGUGCACGUGGGCCAAGAUACACCCAACUUAGCAGCGCCGAGCUCAAGCGCACGUCACCCGCUGCCUGACACUGCUGGAACAUCACCAGUCGCCUUGAACAGCAAAACCCAGGAAAAGCCAGGAGCCGAUCUUGCAUAUGUCACAGGCCAAUUCGGGGAUGACAACACAGACGCACACGAUGCACCCCAAAGGUCAGACACAAACUCAGCAACAGAAACUCCGCAGGUAUUCGGAGUCUCGGGGGCAAAGCCUGUGUCCAAGGGCUCCGAUGACAGGCCGAGUGAGUGUCGCGAGCAUGAGAUCUGGGAGCGAGAAGGGGCUGGAAUAAUGGGGGAAAUAGUCUCGAUUGGUCAAGUCGAUGAGAAAUCUGCGGAAACCAAGAGUACGUCAUACACACUUGAAGAAAUAAAUGUCAAAGAAGAUGAGUCCGAGCUGGCCCAUGGAGAGCUUCUCAAUGUGCUGUUGGAUAUACAAGUGGAGGAGCAGUCAUUUUAUUCAGAAAUGGGACAAAAAGAAAAUCUGAACCAUACAACAGAACUGCCCUCAGGGGUUUCCGCCUGUUGA
Messenger RNA from Knipowitschia caucasica, 1689 nucleotides. The record is from the annotation of a GenBank genome assembly. NCBI's taxonomy places the organism in Eukaryota, Metazoa, Chordata, Actinopteri, Gobiiformes, Gobiidae.